CCAACGUGGUUUCCCCGCAGAUCCGCUUCUUCAAUACACUUCGAUUAAUUCAGUUAUGAAUUUGGAGCAAGACCGACCAUUUAUUUGCAACGCUCCAGGCUGUGCACAGCGAUUUCCAACUGAGGAUCAUCUUAUGAUUCACAGGCACAAACAUGAAAUGACUCUGAAGUUUCCGGCAAUAAAAACAGACAACAUUUUAUCAGAUCAGACCCCCACCCCUACUCGAUUCCUGAAGAACUGUGAAGAAGUUGGACUUUUUAAUGAACUUGCUUGUUCAUUAGAACAGGAGUUUAGGAAAGCGCAGGAAGAGGAAGAUAAUAAAAGGGCUUCAUCAGGGUUGGGCAUUUCCAGUCUGGCGGAGGUGCAGAACAAAGAGACAUCAAUUACUGACAGUACAGCACGAGUGUCAACUCUAUGCCAGACAGUUUCUGCAACCCGACCUGACAAGAACAUAUCAAUGCAUGGGUCAGUCCCAGGGCAGGUGUCUGGAGCAGCAUCACACCAACUUGCCAGCUCUAGGAUGUCAAACCAUGACACCAGCGUUGUAAUUCAACAAGCCAUGCCUUCACCAACAUCCAGCUCAGUCAUCACACAAGCACCUUCUACCAACAGGCAAAUAGGGCCUGUUCCAGGGUCUCUGUCUUCAUUACUGCAUCUCCACAACAGACAUAGGCAGCCCAUGCCAGCUUCCAUGCCUGGUAACCUCCCCAAUCCCACGAUGCCAGGAUCAUCUGCAGUAUUGAUGCCUAUGGAUAGGCAGAUGUCCUUGAGCUCUAAUAUCAUGGGAAUGCCAGGCCCUUCCCUAAAUAAUCCCUGCACUCCUCCGCAAAUCCAGCAAAUACCUUCAGAAGCAAAAAUGCGCCUGAAAGCAGCACUGAGUCAGCACCCUACGGCUUUGUCGAAUGGAAAUAUGAACAUGAUGGGCCAAGUGAUGAUGUCAUCCAGAGAGGAGCAAGCACCACACCAUCACAUGCACUCACAUCCACACCAGCCACCUCCUCAUCAUCCGUACACGCACCAGCACCAACAUCAGCAUCAACACGAACACCAUCACCACCCUCAGCACCACCAUCACCAGCAUAGCCACCCCCACUCCCAUCCACACCUGCAUCCACACCUCCCACAGCACCACACGCCUCCGCAUCAGCCACUGCCCACAGGAGCACAAACCCAGGUCUCGCCUGGAGCACAACAGAUGCAUUCUCCACAGUCAGUGCAUCCAACUCAGACCAGCGGGGGGCGGAGAAGAAGGGUUGUGGAUGAAGACCCAGACGAAAGGCGACGGAAGUUUCUGGAAAGAAACCGCGCAGCUGCAACACGCUGCAGGCAGAAGAGAAAGGUGUGGGUGUUGUCGUUAGAAAAGAAAGCAGAAGAGCUCACACAAACAAACAUGCAACUUCAGAAUGAGGUCUCUCUAUUGAAGAAUGAGGUGGCACAGCUGAAGCAGCUGUUACUGACACAUAAAGACUGUCCGAUCACAGCAAUGCAGAAAGAGUCACAAGGCUACAUGAGUCCUGAGAGCAGUCCAACAGGAAGUCCUGUUCCUGCCUGCUCUCAACAGCAAGUCAUCCAGCACAACUCUAUUAGCACUUCGACUGCCAUUAGUGAGGUAGUGGGAAGCUCUGCUCUCAACCAGCUCACCAGUCAGAGAACAGAUCGCAAUCCUAUCCUCUGAACACUGCCUUCUAUCAGGACUAUGGUAGCUGAAACACUACCACCCCCAGUCAGAACUUUUGGAACAUCAGCAUAACCCUGGAAUCAGAUACACAUUUGCGAGAAAAAGACUUUUGCUUUCAUUUUAAUAGUUAUUAUCAAAAUGC
This is a messenger RNA of Callorhinchus milii (elephant shark), 1820 nucleotides long. It is a transcript of the gene creb5b, whose product is annotated as cAMP responsive element binding protein 5b. Gene Ontology annotation, molecular function: cAMP response element binding; DNA-binding transcription factor activity, RNA polymerase II-specific. The record is from RefSeq and is a predicted model, not a curated record. Gene Ontology annotation, biological process: regulation of transcription by RNA polymerase II. The transcript has 12 exons. Bases 56 to 1675 code for a protein of 539 amino acids. NCBI's taxonomy places the organism in Eukaryota, Metazoa, Chordata, Chondrichthyes, Chimaeriformes, Callorhinchidae.